This is a messenger RNA of Oryzias latipes (Japanese medaka), 3574 nucleotides long. Its product is annotated as transcription initiation factor TFIID subunit 4. Gene Ontology annotation, biological process: transcription initiation at RNA polymerase II promoter; DNA-templated transcription. Gene Ontology annotation, cellular component: transcription factor TFIID complex. The record is from RefSeq and is a predicted model, not a curated record. Lineage: Eukaryota; Metazoa; Chordata; Actinopteri; Beloniformes; Adrianichthyidae. Gene Ontology annotation, molecular function: RNA polymerase II general transcription initiation factor activity; DNA binding; protein heterodimerization activity.
GCCUAGACAGCGAUUUGCACCCGGAGCAGGAUCAAAGAUGGCGGGAGCCCGCGACCCGCUGGAGGACAUGCUCCUGACGGAGGUGGACGAGGCGGCCGUCAGCGACCUGCUGGGGGACUUGGAGUCCCGGCUGGGUGACGGCUCCGCAGUCUCCUUCUCUGCCAGGAAGCGGGACGCGGCCGCCGCACAACUCUCAGGAAAAGGGCGGGAUCAAGCGGGAUCCACGGAGCCGCUACAAGGGCGUCCGAACGCGGGCUCGAGCCGGGCGGCGGGCACCGGUGAGCCGCCGCCUUCCCCCUUUUCCGCUCCUAUCGCGGGAGGGGGCCUGCGGGCGGAACGAACGACUUCUCCCGAUGCUCCGUCCGGACCGGGACCUGUAACGGGGAGCUCGCAGCCCGCCGAUAGCUUCCACCGAGCCGCAGCUCCCGGCGCAGUCCCAGCGGAUGAGGCGGCACAGACACCCCCCUCCGGGUUGCAGACUUUAAAGGGUUCCGUGAAGUUACCGAACUCAGCCGCAGUGACGGAACCCGCGAGUUCCGGUAUCGUCACCCAGACCUCACCGGUACCUCAGACCACGGCGUGCCCCCCCUUAACAACCCCACAGCGUAACCACAUCCCGGCGACCAGCUUGGGCCACAACGGAGUGGACCCGAAAGGCGCUCCCGGUCCCGCCGCCUCCAGCUCUGCUUCUCAGGUUGUGAACCACAGCAUUCCUCUGAUGCAGCCUAAGGUCCCCCCUCCCGCAGCUGCAGUCCAGCCCGAAGUUAGCCAGCCCCCCGGAGUCAAGCCUGCUGUGAAUGGACUGGUGCAGCCAGCAGCGGCGACCCCCGCGAGGACCCCUCUUCCCGGGGGCCCCACCUCCAUCCAGCAGCAGAAACCUGCACUGAUGGCUGGUGUGACCCGGCCCGUUGCCCCCCAGCUGGCUGUUCGGCCCCAGCAGCAGCAGGCCACCAUCCAGCUGCCUUCUGGCUUCACCAUCCCUCCAGGUAUGGUUUUGGUCCGAACGGAAACUGGUCAGCUGGUCUUGGUCCCACAGCAGGUUCUGGCUCAGGCUCAAGUCAAGGCGCAGCAGGGUCAGACGGCGGUUGCUCAGAGACAGAUGACUCCCACAGCAACUUCCCCCCUUCGGGUCAACGCCGCCACCACAGUCCUGCAGGUGCCAGCCCCCCAUCAGACCAUCCGCCUGGCCUCCCCAGUUCAGACUAGGAUGGCUCAGUCUCCGUCUACCACCACUGUUCAGGGCCUCACGGUGGCGCCGGGCAGUUCUGUGGUGUCUGUGAAGAUGCCCACGGCUCAGAAGACCCAGACCGGAAUGGUGGCAGGAGGUGUCACUCCAGUCGAGCCCCCUGUGACUGCAGGUGCCCCCCCUGCCUCUGCACCCACCGCCAGCAGAGUCACAGUUCUAUCGCAGGAAAUGCAGGAGAAUGUAAAGAAGUGCAAGAACUUCCUUGCAACUCUCAUCAAGCUGGCAUCCCAUAAUUCCCCCUCCCCUGAGACUGCUAAGAAUGUGAAGGCCUUGGUUCAGGAUCUGCUUGAUGCAAAGAUUGAGCCAGAAGAGUUUACAUCGCGGCUGCAGGCAGAUCUGAAGUCCUCCCCGCAGCCCUACCUCAUCCCAUUCCUCAAGAAAAGCCUUCCCGCCCUGAGGCAGACGUUGUUCAGCAGUCAACAGUUUCUGACCACGGCUCCACCUGUUACCCCCGCCCCCGCCCCUGCUGCUCCAGGAUCUAUAGCUGCAACUGCCAUCAGACCACGGCUGCCCACUGCUGCUACAGGCGGCGCUGUCCGGCUGAACCCGCCCAUGACAAACACCACAGCUCUGGCAGCAGCUCGCCCCGGAGCUCAGGUGCUGCAGACCCGCUCACCUGUGGUCAUCGGUCAUCAGCUCAGACAUCCAGUGACCCUCCUGCGAGGACCUCUGUGCACGGCCGGCAAAAGUCCUGUCAGCCUGGCAGCUUCAGCCAAUCAGAAAAAGCAGUGUGAUCCUGGGGGUGGGACCUUCAGAGAUGAUGACGACAUCAAUGACGUGGCAUCGAUGGCUGGGGUCAACCUGAAUGAGGAGAACGCUCGUAUCUUAGCAACCAGCUCAGAGAUCGUGGGCACAAAGAUCCGUUCCUGUAAAGACGAGUUCUUCCUGCCCGCUGACGUGCUGCACCGCCGUAUCCUGGACACAGCGAGGAAGCUGGGCGUCACCGAGGUGCCGGCGGACGUGGUGAACGUGGUCUCCCACGCCACCCAGUUCCGGCUGCGCUCGCUGCUGGAGAAGGUUUCUGUGGUGGCCCAGCACCGCGCCGACGCCGUGAAGGAUGAGGAUCUGUACGAGCAGACGUCCGACGUGCGCGCUCAGCUGCGUUUCUUCGAGCAGCUGGAGCGGAUAGAGAAGCAGCGCAAAGACGAGCAGGAGCGCGAGAUGCUGCUGAAGGCGGCCAAGAGCCGUGCCCGUCAGGAGGAUCCAGAGCAGGCCCGGCUCAAGCAGAAGGCCAAGGAGAUGCAGCAGCAGGAGCUGGCUCAGAUGAGACAGAGAGACGCGAACCUCACAGCUCUCGCCGCCAUUGGACCUCGUAAGAAACGCAAGCUGGACAGUGUGGGUGGAGCUAACACUGGUAGUGAGGUGUCCUCAGGUUUGGGCUCGUUAGGCAGCCCCUCCCCCCGCCAGCAGCUUCGUCAGCGGAUCACUCGGGUAAACCUCAGGGACUUCAUCCUGUGUCUGGAGCAGGACCGCAGCACAGCUCGCUCCAUGGCGCUCUACAAGGCUCUGUUGAAGUGAAGAGCUCCGCCCCCGUCGCACCACAGUCCUCCUGAAAAACCUCCUCUUGGAUCACAUAAGGGUGUCGGAAGAGAUCUCUGCCUGGUUCUGCUCUCUAAGUCGCUCUGGAGCUCGUGAUGCAUGUAGACAGGAAGUGAACAUGAUGUCCCUUCCUGCCUGGGACUCUGACGGGAGCAUCUUCAUUCAGGUCUGCAACUUCAAACCAGAACGUUGCUUGAAGUGGUUUUCCUGGUGGUCACGGCGUGGAGGGAGGGAACCAUCCUUCAAACUCAAACCUCAGACACGUCGUCCGCUCUCCCCGCACGCCGGGGGACGUGGAUGGCUCUGGCAUUAAGCUGCAACUGCGUCUCACAGGUCAAUGGCUCCUCCCCCUUUUCUGGGCACCACGUCAACCCACCCAGGAGGUGCAGACCCUCCCCCCGGGGGGGGUUUGCUUGUUCUUGUGCUCUCCGAAGACCUUCAGCAGGUGAAUCUGGUCCAUGGGCAACAGUGGAUCAUCUGAGUAAACAGGAGACAGUCGGGUCAUGUGACAUUCUCUCCCAGACCCCCCCCCCCAGCAGGAGGUUCCGACAUUCCUCUUCGCUGUGGAUGCAAUGAGCCCAUCCUGCUGCUUCACUCUGGUUGGAUCAGAUCAGAUGAGAUUUUUAAGGUUUAUACCCCUUUAAUGUCAUGGACUGUAAAGGUCUCCUGGCACGGCUCGGCUCAGACCGGCCUAAAGACUUUAUUUAUAAUUGCUGUCUGGUGGAUUUAAUGCUCCCCCGGGCGCUUUUUCAGCAGUUUCUAUCUUUACAAUAAAAGACAGUAAGUGUC